Eremothecium cymbalariae DBVPG#7215 is the source of this 1074-nucleotide messenger RNA. It is a transcript of the gene MTM1, whose product is annotated as Mtm1p. Gene Ontology annotation, biological process: mitochondrial transmembrane transport. The record is from RefSeq and is a predicted model, not a curated record. The transcript has a single exon. Lineage: Eukaryota; Fungi; Ascomycota; Saccharomycetes; Saccharomycetales; Saccharomycetaceae. Bases 1 to 1074 code for a protein of 357 amino acids.
AUGUCAAGUGAUAGUUAUGUGAGGUUGAAGGAGAAGAUGAUCAGUGCAUCAGCCGGUUCAUUGGCUACAUCGUUAUUUCUCACGCCUAUGGAUGUGGUAAGGGUGCGAUUGCAACAGCAGGAAAUGCUUCCUGAGUGUUCGUGUGUUGGUGUUGAAGGUAGUAAAGUAAAUUUAUCGUCCGAGUCUGUGAAUGUGGGCAAGUUAUUUUGGCAAGAUGCAUGUUUCCAGGACAUACAAUGUAAAAAUACAAGUUUAAGGUUUAAUAAUACAUGGGAAGCAUUGCUGAAGAUAUCGAAAGUGGAAGGGCUGAAAACGCUUUGGACGGGGAUUUCUCUUACGUUGCUCAUGGCUAUUCCUGCUAAUGUGGUUUACUACUCUGGGUAUGAGACACUAAGGGACAAUUCGCCUCUCAGCCAAAGUUUUCCUAACUUAAACCCGUUAGUUUGUGGUGCUAUAAGUAGGAUUGUAGCAGCUACUUCUGUUGCACCAUUAGAACUAGCUAGGACAAGGUUGCAAAGCAUCCCACGAACGUCGAAGGAUGUCAGUACCUUGAAGGUGGUGAAAGACCUUGUCAAGGAGUUUAAAAAAGAGGUGUCCGUAUUAGGUUUGCGGGCUUUAUUCAGAGGGUUGGAAUUAACUCUAUGGAGAGAUGUUCCCUUCAGUGCUAUCUAUUGGGGAUCGUAUGAAUUUUACAAGAGCUCUAAUUUUCAAAAGCAUAUGAUGAUGAAUUCAGAGUCUACGUGGGAUUAUUUCCUCACUAGUCUUUUAGGUGGCGCUAUCAGUGGCGCUAUUGCUGCUUUGGUAACUCAUCCGUUUGAUUUAGGUAAAACCAGAAUGCAAAUAGCCAUUGUAAACUCCAGCAGUCGUAAUGCGAACACAUCUUCAUACAAUAAACCUUCCAGCGGUUUUUCUUCGCCUCAACACAGUAUGUUUGGUUUCCUAAACCACAUUAGAAAGACAGAAGGGGUUAAGGCGCUGUACACUGGGCUUUUGCCCAGAAUGAUGAAAAUUGCACCAAGUUGUGCAAUCAUGAUAUCCACUUAUGAAGUGUCAAAGAAAUUUUUUAGUUCUUGA